UUCCUCCUCCUCCUCCUCCUCUGGGGAAGCCGCUGCACUCGGUGGAUUCUACACCCUGGACCCGAGGCGAGGGAGGAACAAACCGGGAGCCGACGGUGCUAACAAGCAGGAGCCAAAGGAGGAAACGGAGAGAGGGGGAGCGUGGAAGAGAAAAACACACCCCAAGUGUUCACCCCAUCCACCGCACACAUUAGGCUGAGGAACCUGCAGAGCCUGUCUCAGCUUGCCAGCCACAGUGGGUUUAGUGCAAUGGCUCUGUUGACCCUGCACAGGAUUCCAUCCCUCUCCACCGCUCCUGAUGAAAGCCUCCAAAAAAGAGGGAGACUGCAGAAAAGGGAGAGCUUUGCCCUUGUAAAAGGGGCGGUGCUUCUGCUGGAAGAGGGCGAGGGCGUGGACCCUCACGAUGAGACAACUCACUCACCAACAUCUCCCACAAAGCAAGGCGGCAGAACGUCAGACAAACAGCACAGACACCUCCACGCCAUGAUUGAGCAGCUCAGGCCAGAGGACACCAUCCAGCUGGCGGUGCAGCUGGAGUCCUUUAACCCCAGCAGAGUCAGGUAUCUGAUCGUGGUUUCCACCCUCGGCAACAAACAGGAGAGCAUCCUGCUGGGCAUGGAUUUCCCCAACUCUGACAGUGACCAGUGCACCAUCGGCUUGGUUCUGCCGAUAUGGAGCGACAUGCAGGUGUAUCUGGAUGGAGACGGUGGCUUCAGUGUGACAUCAGCAGAAGAGACCAGGAUUUUUAAGCCUGUCUCCAUGCAGACCAUGUGGUCAGUGCUGCAGGCGUUGCACGGCUGCUGUGAGCGGGCGGUCAAGGCAGUGUUGAUCCCAGGCUCUGGCCUGGAGUGGGCCCAGCACUACCUCAAGCACAUCGAGUCAGACCGCUUCUGCCUCAAUGAGUGGGAGGCCAUGGACGAUCUGGAGUCAGUCCGCAAGGACAUUGGUGGACAGAGUUCUGCAGACAGAUUCUCGAACGAGAUGCUGAUCAAAGAGAACCUGAGAGACAUUAUGAGGACUGAAGACCUGGACAACCUCACGUCUAAAAUGGUGCACACUAACCUAAAGUCGAGGAUCGGCUUCGAUAUGGAACCUUACAAGCAAUACAUUGACAAUGAGAUCCUGGUCACCAUGGCUCAGAUGGAUAAACCCUCUAAAAUGUUAGACUAUCUCUAUCUGGGCUCUGAGUGGAACGCUGCUAACUUUGAGGAGCUGCAGAAAAACAAUGUUGGCUACAUUCUGAAUGUGACGAGAGAGAUUGACAACUUUUUCCCAGAGUCCUUCACGUACAUGAACAUCAGAGUGUACGAUGUCGAAGCCACCGACCUGCUCCCCCACUGGACAGACACAUACAACUUUAUCAACACUGCAAGGAAGAGGGGACAGGCGGUGUUGGUGCACUGUAAGAUGGGCGUUUCUCGCUCUUCAUCCACGGUGAUAGCCUAUCUCAUGAAGCAGUAUCGCUGGACGUUGGAUACGGCGUUGGCCUACGUCCGGGAUCGCAGGCCUAUCAUUCAGCCCAAUGAAGGCUUCCUAAAGCAGCUGCAGACCUACAAUGGUAUCCUCAACGCAAGCCAGCAGCGUCACAGCGCGCUCUGGAGGAGAAAGUCGAGAGACCAAAGACAGAAGUCACUUCGCAAAGAGGAAGGAGACGAGGAAGGAAAAGCAGAAGAGGAGGAGGAAGAAGAAGAGGACGAGGAGGAUGAGGACGAGGAGGAGGAUGUAGAGAGUUCAGAUGAAAAAGAUUCCGGUUGCUCAGAAGAAAGAGAUGAGUCAGAGGAUGAAGGAGAGGUGUUUGUAGAACCCGUCCCCUCGUCUGACACCAAUCAGGAACCUGGGCAGAUGGGACCAGCGGGUGUCGGCCCCACAAUAACGAUUAACGAACCAGAAAAGGUCGCUUCGAGCAUUAAUCGCAGCGGCAGGAUGAACCUCUUCUCCCUCAUGCAGUCCAUCAGUGAACUGGAUGCUGAGGAUAAGGGACGUGAGCAGCUUCCUGGCAGCCCGAGGCGGUCUCCAGGACAACGGAGGAGAAGCCACGCACGACGAGGUCUGACUCACCAGAGUGCGUGUGUGGACGUUUCACCUGAACCACGCAGCCUGCCGGACGCCGGACCGAGUCAACCCUAGAGUGGCAGAGCAGGGAAGGAUAGAGGAGGAGGAGGAGACUGAAGGAACGAGCUCCAGUAACAAGCCAAGGUUUUUUUUUUUACACUGUUCAUAUUAUUUCGAUGUUGAGAGUUUAAGAUUCAUGGUUUGAAGGUCAUGUCAUUGCAUUUCUCUGUUCAUAAUCAUUAGAACUGAUGGGCCACUCUCUGUAAAAGGAUUUUGCUGCAGUCUUGAUGUACCAGUAAAAGCUAGGAUGACAGAUUAUUGUAUUAUUAUGGUUUAUAGUUUUUAAUUUGAGAACAUAUCCUACCACAUAGAGACGCUACGGUUUUUCCUCCAUGUAACGUCCUCUUUCUCAAGCUCCAUUCGUUACCCCUUCCCUUCUUCUUCUCUUGCGUCAGCCCUCUCAAAAUUAUCUCUAUGCAAUUACUGUCCUCUGUAAAUUAGGCUGUAUGCUGCCAAUCCUCUCUCUCUCAUCAGAAGUCUUUUGCGUUCGCUGCUCACUGAUGUGAGGGUUCUUCUGUGUCUAAGCUGUGCAUUACGGACCAAGUCAGGGCCAGUUUCAUGGCACAAACCUAUUUGCCAAACAAUGUAUUCCAAUGUGCCAAUGAAUAUAGUGUAUUUAAUUGAGAAUAUGUAUCAUGUCACCCAUUUUAUUUUUAUUUUCUUAAACACCAGGACUGUGUGAGUGCCUUCAACCUGGGAAAGAAAUUCAACUCUGUGACCGGUGUUUUUAAUGUUUUCACUAUGAGUGGUGGCUGAAUAUUGGUUUUACCCUGUACUAUUUCUCACUUGGUGUGAUUGCAGUAUAAAUGUGACUUUUAAAGGUUUUGCAUGUGUGCAUAAAGCAUAUAUAUGUGUAUAUAUAUAUAUAUAUAUGUAUCCACAGAUAAUUUGUUUGAAGAACUGGGUGCAUGUUGUGUUUUUCUACCAGCCUACGAGAGAAAAGCUUUCACGUAUUUAUAUGAACAUUUAAUGGAUACGUUUAUCAGCAUAUUGUUCUCAGAUUUACUAGAUGCUGAUAUCGAACACGAUCUCAUCAUGCUGGGUUUAACUUUAUCCAGAGAAACCAAGCUACAUCUUACUUCACAUUUAAUCUGCAUGCUAGGUAAAACACCAUGCACUUUAUAUCCCACAACACUGUUCCCACUGCCUGAGCCAACAUCAAGCUAUGCUGUACUCGCUCCUUUUAGAAGACUUAUAAGUCUUUGUCUGUUUAAGCCCACCUCUCUAUGCCUUGUUGAUUUGAUCUCUCCACUGUCUACACUGUCUCACUCUUGUUUACAAGAAGCACUAUGAGUGAAAAAUAAAUAAUCAUCCUCCAACAAA
Molecule: messenger RNA, 3435 nt
Organism: Paralichthys olivaceus (Japanese flounder)
Lineage: Eukaryota; Metazoa; Chordata; Actinopteri; Pleuronectiformes; Paralichthyidae
Gene: ssh3
Product: slingshot protein phosphatase 3
Biological process (GO): negative regulation of actin filament polymerization; actin cytoskeleton organization; protein dephosphorylation
Cellular component (GO): cytoplasm
Molecular function (GO): actin binding; protein tyrosine/serine/threonine phosphatase activity
Source: RefSeq, a predicted model, not a curated record